AUGGUCAAAGACAUCGCCCCUAGAGCAGGUUUGCCUGCUGAUUUCCUUUGGGGCUUUGCAACUGCCGCAUAUCAGAUUGAAGGUGGUGCCACGGCAGAUGGACGAGGCCCUUCAAUUUGGGAUAGCUUUUGCAAAAUCCCCGGCAAGAUUGCUGACGGCAGCUCCGGGGAUGUGGCAUGCGACUCAUACCAUCGAACAGCCCAGGACAUUGAGUUGCUCAAGAAGCUUGGUGCCAAAGCAUAUCGUUUCUCCAUCUCCUGGUCCCGUGUCAUUCCGCUAGGUGGCCGGAAUGACCCAGUCAACGAGGCCGGGCUCCAAUACUACGUCAAAUUUGUUGAUGACCUCCUCGAGGCAGGAAUCGUGCCCUUCAUCACACUUUUCCACUGGGAUCUCCCCGACGAACUCGACAAGCGAUAUGGAGGGUUCUUGAACAAGGACGGGUUUGUUGCCGACUUUGCCAACUAUGCACGAGUCAUGUUCGAGGCCAUGGGUUCUCGGGUCAAACACUGGAUCACAUUCAACGAACCAUUCUGCAGCGCCAUUCUCGGAUACAAUGCCGGUGUGUUUGCCCCAGGUCGUUCCAGUGACAGGAAGAGGAGUGCGGUCGGUAACGGAUCUACCGAACCUUGGGUAGUCGGCCAUCACAUCCUGCUGGCACAUGCAACUGCAGUUAAGAUCUACCGAGAAGAAUUCAAGUCGCGAGAUGGAGGAGAGAUCGGAAUCACCUUGAACGGCGACUGGACCGAGCCAUGGGACCCUGAGGACGAACGAGACCGGGAAGCAUGUGAUCGCAAAAUUGAGUUCGCCAUCUGUUGGUUCGCCGACCCUGUGUAUUUCGGGCACUAUCCAGAGUCGAUGGUAAAGCAAUUGGGUGACCGUCUGCCCAAGUUCAGCGAAGAAGAAAGCGAACUCAUGAAGGGUUCGAACGAUUUCUAUGGCAUGAAUCACUACUGUGCCAACUACAUCAAGCACAAGGAAGGCCCCGCCGACCCGCUCGACUUCGCAGGCAACUUGGAGAUCCUCAUGGAAGACAAGUACGGCAACAGCAUCGGACCUGAAACACAAAGUUUCUGGCUCCGACCGCACGCUCCAGGAUUUCGAAAGUUGAUGAAAUGGCUGAGUGAUCGAUACGGACGGCCGAAAAUCUACGUGACAGAGAAUGGCACGAGUCUGAAGGGCGAGAAUGACUUGUCGCGCGACGAGAUUCUCGAAGAUGACUUCCGGUGUGAGUAUUUCCGGAGUUAUAUCACCAGCAUGGCAGAGGCCGUGGCCGAGGAUGGAUGUGAUUGUCGUGGGUAUAUGGCAUGGAGUCUCAUGGACAAUUUCGAAUGGGCUGAAGGAUACGAGACUCGCUUUGGGGUCACCUAUGUUGACUAUGAGAACGAUCAGAAACGGUACCCGAAGAAGAGUGCUCUGGAGAUCAAGAAGAUAUUUGACGAGUACGUUGGCAAGAUAUGA
This is a messenger RNA of Cladophialophora psammophila CBS 110553, 1458 nucleotides long. Its product is annotated as beta-glucosidase. Gene Ontology annotation, biological process: carbohydrate metabolic process. The transcript has 4 exons. Bases 1 to 1458 code for a protein of 485 amino acids. Gene Ontology annotation, molecular function: beta-glucosidase activity. The record is from RefSeq and is a predicted model, not a curated record. Lineage: Eukaryota; Fungi; Ascomycota; Eurotiomycetes; Chaetothyriales; Herpotrichiellaceae.